Chaetomium strumarium is the source of this 2018-nucleotide messenger RNA. RefSeq lists its product as uncharacterized. Gene Ontology annotation, biological process: fungal-type cell wall organization. The record is from RefSeq and is a predicted model, not a curated record. Gene Ontology annotation, cellular component: fungal-type cell wall; cell surface. The transcript is spliced from 2 exons. NCBI's taxonomy places the organism in Eukaryota, Fungi, Ascomycota, Sordariomycetes, Sordariales, Chaetomiaceae. The coding region runs from base 378 to 1649 and encodes 423 amino acids.
UCGACCCAAUUGGUCUGCAGGUUUUCCCUCUUUUUCAGGGCCCGCAAUUUCGCCAAAAACCAGACCACUGCCCUUUCCUUGGCCUGGUCUGUGUCCAAGCAACCCGGGCGACGCUCAUUUCGCUCCUUUUCCACCUCUCCCACCCCCUUGAGAGUUCCCCAGUUCUCCCUCCAUCAUCAGUUCAUCACUCUCUUGAACUGCUGGCCGCUCGUUUCCUGCCAUUGACGGUGUUCUGUCUUGCUUCGCGAGUUCCACCCAACGGAGAGCUCUAGCUCUCUCUCACGUUCUUUUGGAAUUGUCAACAAACAGCAGUCCUAUCUCAUCAUCACCACCAACAACAACAAAAAGACUCGGGACCCCUGAGAGAAUCUACCAGAAUGAAGGGCGUGAUCAGGACGGCCGUCACGGCAGCCGUGAUUGUCGGUGUUGCCGCGCAACCUCAUAACCACGGCCAUCGUCAUCUUCAUGCCAAGAAGCGUGAUGUUGUGGUCGUUACCGAGGUUGUCGAAGGUCCCACUGUUGUCAAGUACGUGACGCCGGACGGGGAGACGUUGGAUGCUGCACAGGCCGAGGCGGACAUCUCGAAGGGCCUCUAUUAUGUCGUGGGCUCGUCGUUGCCUAGCUUCAGCGCCCCUCCCCCUGCCGUCUCGACCUCCAAGGCCAGUGCCGAGUUCGGAGCUCAGUUCUAUGAGAAGACGACUUCGACUUCGACCUCGACCUCUACCUCGACGUCGACAUCUACCAGCACCACCACGACUUCGGCAAAGCCUUCCUCGACAAAGGCCCCGACCCCGGCUCAGCCCUCGGCCACCGGUCUGGACGCCGACUUCCCGAGCGGCGAUGUCCCGUGUGGCCAUGUCCCGACCGAGUAUGGUGCUGUCAAUAUUCCCUGGCUUGGUACCGCAGGGUGGACAACACUUGCCAAGUUCGGCUCUUUCAUCAAGGGUGUCUCAGUCGACGACAUCGAAUCCCCCACCUCGGGAACCUGCCAGCCUGGCAUGGUGUGCUCUUACGCGUGCCCUCCGGGCUACCAGAAGACACAGUGGCCCGUGGAGCAGGGUGCGCGUGGCCAGUCUGUUGGCGGCUUGUACUGCAACGAGAAGGGGAAACUGGAGCUCACGCGGCCCAAGUACACCAAGCUUUGCGAGCCCGGCGAGGGCGGCGUGUAUGUCCGGAACGAGCUCGACUCGAACUCGGCCAUCUGCCGUACCGACUACCCAGGCAGCGAGGCUAUGGUCAUUCCAAUUGACACGCAGCCGGGUAACACGUACCCUGUGACGAACCCGGAUCAGAGUUCGUACUACGUGUGGCAGGGCAAGCUCACGACUGCUCAGUACUACGUUAACAAUGCGGGUGUUUCCGUCGAGGAGGCCUGCGUGUGGAAGAGCUCCCUGUUCCCCGAUUCCGCUGGCAACUGGGCGCCCACCAACAUCGGAGUCGGCAAGGCCGGCGGCGUGACUUACCUCUCCAUCUUCCCCAACAAGCCCACCACCACUGCCAAGCUUGAUUUCGAUAUUGCCAUUGAGGUGGACGGCAAAGUCCGGAGCGACUGCUGGCUGAAGAGCGGUGAAUAUGCGUUGCCUGACGGCUGCACGGUCGGUGUGCCGAGUGGCAGCACGGCGACCAUCGUACUCAAGAAGAGCUCUUGAGGGGGGAAGGGGGGUAGCUGCACUGCGUGUUGGGUUCUUUCUUCGUUUUAUCAUCCUCGCUGCAGGCCCAUGGCGACAACUUGUGCAAAGUUCCUCGUGCUCCAGAAACCAUUCACAACUCUGACAAUUUAAUGGGCAGGGCGGGAGUGGUGUAUUUAGAGUCGCAUAUUCUGGUUCCUUUAAUGUUUGAAAUGUUUAUACUUUGCGAUUAUGCACAGUAGACAGGGGUGCGAAGUUGCCUUUAUCUAAGGCGGUACCUAAGUAGGCAAUGGAUGCCAAACUUAUUAAGCUUUAUAUCCAGUCCAGGUCGCCCAGGCAGGCGUGAUGUUACUCCCACCCACAACAUGCAGGAUAUGUUCAGCACAGAGA